Messenger RNA from Spinacia oleracea (spinach), 2456 nucleotides. Its product is annotated as KH domain-containing protein HEN4. Gene Ontology annotation, molecular function: RNA binding. The record is from RefSeq and is a predicted model, not a curated record. Lineage: Eukaryota; Viridiplantae; Streptophyta; Magnoliopsida; Caryophyllales; Amaranthaceae.
UGUAUCCAUAGCCUUUGUGCAUUCCCCAUCUCUUUCUCUCUCCUGUUCUUCGUCAACUCUGGUCCACUCCACUCCAAUCCAAAAACCUCCAAAAACAAAAAAGAAUCCACCAUUAAUCACGAACAACAAUGGAACCUCAAUACUCUCUCAAACGCCACCACUCUCACUCUAAUCCGCCUUUAUUGUCAUCAGCUCCGCCCACUCAACAACCCAAACCCACCGACAACGGCGGCGAAAUCCAAUUCCGAAUUCUUUGCCCCGCCGUAAAAGUCGGUGGAGUUAUUGGUAAAGGCGGCGCCGUGAUACGGCAACUUAGAGAAGAUACUGGUGCUCGUAUUCGUAUCGUUGACGACCUCCCCCCUUUUACCCGCUGCGACGAAAGGGUAAUCCAUAUCGUUGCCGAUUCUAAAAACCCUAACCCUAAUUCAAUUGAGGAGAGGGAAGAGGGGUCGGUGGCGCAGGCGGCGUUGGUGAAGGUGUUUGAGAGGAUAUUGAAGGUCGAUGAGGAGAGGAGUGAGAAGAAUGAAGAGCAGAGGAGUGAGAAAAUGGACGAUGAUAGAAGGGAGAGUGGUAGUAAUAGUAAUGGCGGUGGUAGUGGCGGUGGUGGUGCACAUAUAGUUUGUAGAUUGUUGGCGCCGAGUAAUCAAGUUGGGUGUGUUCUUGGGAGGGGAGGGAAGAUUGUGGAGAAGCUUAGGCAAGAUAGUGGUGCUCAAAUUAGGGUUUUGCCGAGGGAGCAGCUUCCAGCUUGUGCUUCGUCUGGGGAGGAACUCAUUCAGAUAGCAGGAAACAUUCAAGCUGUAAAGAAAGCUCUCUUGUCAGUUUCAAGUUGUCUUCAGGAGCACCCCAGAGCUGAUAUGUUUCAAGGAACUAACAUUAGUCCGACAGAUUCUUUCCCUCAAAGAGGUGGUCAUGCUGCCGAUCAUAACCAUAGGAUGACUCACGAAGAUGAUGUCGUUUUCAGAAUGCUAUGCCAUGUGAGUAAAAUUGGUGGUUUGAUAGGAAAAGGUGGGUCCGUUAUACGGGCGAUUCAAAGUGAAACUGGGGCAUCAGUCAAGAUAGGCGAUCCUGUUGCUCCUGAUUCAGAUGAGCGGGUUGUAAUCGUAUCAGCACGAGAGAGUAUGGAACUGAAACACUCUCCUGCUCAGGAUGCUGUCAUUCGUGUGCACAGCAGAAUAGCUGAGGUCGGAUUUGAACCAGGUGCUGCUGUUAGCCGGCUUCUUGUCCAUUCACAACAAAUAGGUUGUUUAUUGGGUAAAGGAGGGCUCAUUAUUGCAGAAAUGAGAAGACUUACUGGUGCUAGUAUUCGAAUUUUUGGCAGGGAACAAGGCCUGAAUCCUAAUUCCCAAAGUGAUGAAGUUGUGCAGGUCAUUGGGAGCUUACAGUCAGUACAGGAUGCUUUAUUUCAGAUUACCAGUAGGCUUCGGGACAUUGUGUUUCCACCAAAACAACACCUUUCUCAUGUUAGUAGCUCAUCUUACUUCACUAAUUAUCAGGAAUUACCAUCUCCUUCAUUUCGGCCUAGACAUGAUCAGGCUUCCCCCGGUCAUUAUCAUUCGCCUGUUGGAUUGCCUCAUGCCUACGAUAACCGUUCUUCUGGUCAAGGCCAAGCCCAUUCAUCGUUUCCACAUGAUAUGGAUAGAACUGACGGAGCUACUGGUGAACAUGAUCAUCAUCAUUAUGGUGGUGAUAGAACUUCUUAUGGCCUGUCAUUUGAGCGACUACCUUCUCCUAAAGCGUGGAAUCCUCAGGCAGUUGACUACGGGAAUCCUAGCAGAUUUUCUGAUGCAGGGCCUGGGCCUUCAGGUGCUGUUGCAAAUAAUAGUGAAAGUGGUCAGAUGUCAAUGGUGAAAUCUGUAGAAGUUGUAGUUCCGCAGAUAUUGCUACCUCAUGUUUAUGGAGAAAACAAAACUAAUCUUGGUCAUAUUACACAGUUUUCUGGAGCUGAUGUAAUUGUUCAUGAUCCAAAUCCGGGGGCAUCUGAGGGCCGAGUUGUAAUAUCAGGAACUCCAAGCCAACUGCACACGGCACAAAGCCUUGUUCAAGCCUUCAUCUUCUGCGGUCAAGCAUUUUGAGGACCAUAAUACAACUCACAUGCAGUCCAGACGGUUGAAAGCAAGAUGUGUACAUUAUUGUGCUAACCUGUAUAACAUGUUCCCAAUUUUGUUAGUUAAGUUGAUGUUUCAGAAACAAAAAGAAGCCGAAUUGAGUCGUUUCAUUCUUUUAAAUUGUUUAUGUAUUAAUCCGAUAUAUCUGUUGAUUUGGCCAAUUGGGUCGUUUCAUUCUUUUAAAGAAUUGGACAUCCAUCAAAUUUGUGGAUGAUAGGUAAAACUUGUUGCUCUUUUGAUACAUAACUGUAAAUUUCCAUACUUUGUCAAUAAGUCAAAUUUUUGUAACAGCUUGAUCUAUAUGGAUUAUUCUUUUGAUACAUAACAAGGGUUGCUACUCCUUUGUUGAAA